Aureococcus anophagefferens is the source of this 1827-nucleotide messenger RNA. RefSeq lists its product as hypothetical. Gene Ontology annotation, molecular function: actin filament binding. Lineage: Eukaryota; Pelagophyceae; Pelagomonadales; Pelagomonadaceae. Bases 1 to 1827 code for a protein of 608 amino acids. Gene Ontology annotation, biological process: actin filament depolymerization; positive regulation of actin filament depolymerization. The record is from RefSeq and is a predicted model, not a curated record. Gene Ontology annotation, cellular component: cortical actin cytoskeleton. The transcript has a single exon.
AUGGCCGUGUUCCUGAGCAACGACGCCUUGGUGGGCCGCUUGGUGCCCGGCCCGACGAUGGAGCGCGGCCACGCGCUGAACCUCUACGCGCAUCCCAAGGAGCCCAAGCUCGUCUACUGCUUCGGCAAGUACGUCGUCGCGCGAAAUUUGAACGACAGCGGCGACAACUUCGUCUACCGCGGCCACAAGUACGACGUCGGCGCCGCGGCGUUCAGCCCCAACGGCUACUGGGUCGCGUCGGGCGACGCGGGCGGCUUCCUCCGCGUCUGGAGCUGGGACAACCCGGAGCACGUCCUCAAGGUCGAGGUCCAGGUCUUCGCCGGCGCCAUCAAGGACCUGCAGUGGGACGGCGAGUCGAAGAAGAUCGUCGUCGUCGGCGACGGCAAGGGCGUCGUCGCCAAGUGCGUCAUGUGGGACACGGGCAACGCGGCGGGCGAGAUGGUCGGCCACAGCAAGAAGGCCAUCACGUGCGCGUACCGCCAGGCGCGGCCCUUCCGCAUCAUGACGGGCUCCGAGGACUUCAAGUGCGCCUUCUACAAGGGCCCGCCCUUCAAGCUCGACCACACGUGCGCGGAGCACAAGAACUACGUCAACAAGGUCGCCUAUUCGCCGUCCGGCGAUUUCGUCGCGUCCGUGGGCAGCGACAAGAAGAUCGUCCUCUACGACGGCAAGGAGGGGACCGUCGCCGGCGAGCUCAAGGGCGACGGCAAGGCGCACCCGCAGGGGUCCGUCUACUCGUGCGCGUGGGCGCCCGACUCGUCGAAAUUGCUGACGGCGUCCGCGGACAAGGCGCUCCACCUCUGGGACGUCGGGGCCAAGAGCCUCGUGGCGACCAAGGCCAUGGGCGCGGACGUCGCGGACAUGCAGAUGGCCGCCGUCUGGGUCCACGGCCAGGCCAUGUCCGUGUCGCUGUCGGGCGACGUGAACUACCUCGACGAGGCGCUGAACGUCACCAAGGUCGUCCAGGCGCCCCAGGCGCCCGUGAGCGCCAUGGCCGUCGUCGGGUCCACGAUCGUCGCCGGCUGCAACGACGGCACGGUGUUCAAAUCGACGGACGCGAAGAGCUGGACGAAGCUGGACGGCGCCGUCCCGCGGUCGCACGUCCGGGCCGCGCACGGGGGCAAGGUCACGGCCGUCGCGGCCUUCGGCGGCGGCUUCGCGACGGCGGGCUUCGACGACACCGUGCGCUUCUGCGACGGCGCCGCCUACGACGCCGAGGUCAAGGUCGACGGCCAGCCCAAGGGCCUCGCGGCGCUCGGCGGCGACAACGUCGCCGUGGCGACGACGAAGGGCCUCGCGAUCGUGUCCAAGGGCGCGACCUUCGCGGGCGUCGUCAAGUUCGAGGCCGUGGCCUGGGACGCGACGGCGUUGGCCGCGGCGCCCGACGGGUCCAAGUUCGCCGUCGGCGCCAAGGACGGCGCGAUCCGCGUCUUCGACGCGUCGCUCGCGGAAGUCGCGGCGCUGCCGCCCCAGCGCGGCGAGAUCACGUCCCUCGCCUGGUCGCCCGACGGGUCCAAGCUCGCCGCCGGCGACGCGGACCGCGAGAUCAAGGUCUACGACGCGUCCGCGGGAUUCGCCGUCGUCGUCCAGAACCUCUGGCGGUUCCACACCGCGCGCGUGACCGCGCUCGCGUGGUCGCCCGACUCCAUGUUCCUCGCGUCGUCGAGCAACGACGAGUCCAUCUUCUACUGGUCCCUCGCGAACCCGCAGAAGAGCGCCCACAAGUACGACUUCACGCACAAGGACGGCACGACGGCGCUCGCGUUCCUCGGAGGGAACGUCGUCUCCGCGGGCAACGACGCGUGCGUCUGCCUCUGGACCGUCUAG